Messenger RNA from Symbiodinium necroappetens, 1431 nucleotides. Lineage: Eukaryota; Dinophyceae; Suessiales; Symbiodiniaceae. The record is from the annotation of a GenBank genome assembly.
AUGGGCGUGGGCUUCCUUGCAAGGUUCGGAGACAUUUGCUCAAGUGUGGUGGAGGGCAUCAGCGAGGGCAUCAACUUCGGCUUCAACAGUUACUGGACUGCUUGGCAGGGCUACUAUGGCGAAAACGAGGCUCUGGACGGAUGUGCGGACUACACGGAUGGAGCCAUGUACAAGGCGUUCUGUGAUCUCCAUUGCAUCGAGGAUGAGGUGCUGAAGGGCAACGCGGCUGUGCUUCGGUCCAUGAAGACGCAAGAGACCCAUGUCAUCAGCACGCUGCAUGACAUGCUCAAGUGGUACACCACAGAGUUGUUCGACAAAUUGAAGGAGACGCAAGACCAAAGCACUCAUAACACCAAAGAGCAAGAGAGGAUUCAAAAGGCUUACUUUGAGCAGCUGGCUACCAUGCAGACGGACUAUGCCGGUCAGCUGAACACGCAGAUUGACCAGCUAGGAGUCGACAUCAACAGCCGCUUCGACAACAACGUGGUUGACCCUCUCAAUGCUCUGCAAGGGCACCUGAAGACCAUGAACGACAACCUGAUCAGCCUGGGGAAGUGGCUGGCGGACCGGCCGAUCUUCGCAGAGGACGAUGGCGGCUGGACGCCACCCACUUCUGUCUUGGCCGCAUCCAGUGUCCCCAAGGUGUCGAUGCAGGCCCAGGAAGCCUAUGCACAUCUCGUGACGGUGCACGGCGAGGUGGGGCAGCUCAUGGAGGCUUUGCACGGAAAGGUGGGACCUGAGGUCUUCCGAGACGAGCAGAAGCUGCUUCCCUUGGUCUCCGGCCUCCUCUCGGAGCUUCGUGGCCUCAAGGAGACCAUGCAAAAGGAGCCACGUAAACAGGGGGCCUUCGGGGAGGAUGAGAGAGCUUCCCUUGUGAACGUGUCCAACCUGCGGUCCACAGCACGGGUCUUGCGCCACUACCGACACGAGCUGUCCGGGCUGCCUCCGGAGACCUUCAAGGAAACUUUUCAUCGCCGGACGACGAAGAGCCUUCAGCCUGCCUUGCGCCGCUUCCGCAAGCAGGCUUUGCUGGUGGCGACCUUGUCCUCCAGCCUCGUCCAGUUCGGCCUCAGUCCUAAAACCAGCCAGGGCGGUGAACUCACGGGCAACAGUGCAGACAGGGCAGAGCGGUACCAGAAUUUGAUGAUGCUGAUCCACCGCGACGUUAGCGAGUAUGUCCAGAAGGCCAGGGCCUUUGUGACCGCGCACAAGGAUGCGUUGGCGCAGCUCCUCCCUCCCGUCGGGGACUGUGGUGCGAACGUUGUGGAUGUCGGUCGCCAGAUGGCUGAGAUGCGACUCAAAGAGCAGGAUCACGUGGUGUUUUUGCUACGGACGUGGCGUUCCGUGUCUCAAAAUCUCGACUUCCUGGCGAACCUCGUGGUGGACGGACAAUUCUUGGAGGCCAGCAAUUCGGGUUCAAGUUUCUAUUAA